Molecule: messenger RNA, 4100 nt
Organism: Oryzias latipes (Japanese medaka)
Lineage: Eukaryota; Metazoa; Chordata; Actinopteri; Beloniformes; Adrianichthyidae
Product: caM kinase-like vesicle-associated protein
Biological process (GO): protein phosphorylation
Molecular function (GO): protein kinase activity; ATP binding
Source: RefSeq, a predicted model, not a curated record
CCACCCUCCCUGCCGCAGAACUCAUUGCGCACAGCCACAACAGAUGGUCCAGUCGCUACUCCAGCCUGCAUGCGCGUAACCAUUUGGCGCAGAAGUACUUUCAUUUCUCCAAAACUUUCUGCAGCGUUCAGUUCAGGAGUGCAGGAGAGCAGGACUUUCUGGAUUCUCUGUUUGAGCGCGACACCUGCCGUGAAGGUCAGAAGCGGCCAUGCCAUUUGGCUGUUUAACAAUCGGAGAGAAGAAGGACUACCACAAUCCUUCAGACGUGACAGACAAAUAUGACCUGGGUCAAAUUAUAAAAUCGGAGGAGUUCUGUGAGAUAUUCAGAGCCAAGGACAAAACCACAAUGAAAAUGUUCACAUGUAAAAAGUUUAUGAAAAAGGAUGGGAGGAAAGUUCGCAAGGCUGCCAAAAAUGAGAUUCUCAUCCUGAAAAUGGUGAAGCAUCCCAACAUCCUGCAACUGGUUGACGUCUAUGAGACCAAGAAAGAGUACUUCCUCUUCCUUGAACUUGCAACAGGCCGGGAGGUGUUUGACUGGAUCCUCGAUCAAGGCUAUUAUUCAGAACGGGACACCAGCAACGUGGUGCGCCAAGUGUUGGAGGCGGUGGCCUACCUGCACUCCCUGCACAUCGUUCACAGAAACCUAAAGUUGGAGAACUUGGUGUACUACAACCGCCUAAAGCACUCCAAAAUAGUCAUCAGUGACUUCCAUCUUGCCAAGCUGGAGAACGGGCUGAUCAAAGAACCUUGUGGGACACCAGAGUACUUGGCUCCUGAGGUGGUUGGCAGACAGCGGUAUGGUCGACCUGUGGAUUGCUGGGCAACAGGUGUCAUCACAUACAUUCUGCUGUCAGGAAACCCUCCUUUUUACGAUGAAACUGAUGAUGACGACUAUGAAAACCACGACAAGAAUCUGUUCCGAAAGAUCCUGGCGGGAGAUUAUGAGUUUGACUCACCGUACUGGGAUGAGAUUUCCGAUUCAGCUAAGAGUCUGGUGGCCCGUUUGAUGGAGGUGGAUCAAGACCAGAGACUGACCGCCCAGGAGGCUAUAAACCAUGAAUGGAUUUCUGGUGGUGCAGCUUCAGACAAGAACAUAAAGGAAAACGUGUGCGCUCAAAUAGAAAAGAACUUUGCCAGAGCCAAAUGGAAGAAAGCUGUGCGAGUCACCACCAUCAUGAAGAGAUUGAGAGCACCGGAGCAGAGUGAGUCCAAGCCAGCCACCCCUGCAUCUAGCCUCUUGGCUCUGCAGACCACCGCCAACCCUUCUGCACCUACAACAGCCGCAGUAGAGGGAACCCCUGCUGUCACAGAGCAGCCGGUUACAGGGGAAAUGAGCCAACAGGUGCAGCAGACCGAAGCCGCAGCAUCACCAGAAGAACCACAACAGUUGCAGGAGGGUGACCCCACGACUCGCUGCAAUGGUGAAGCAUCGGCCACGCUUUUCACUGCUGGAGAAAUUGCAAAGGAGCAGGGUUAAAAUUCCCACCACAGCCUUGUGUAACCUCUGCACCAACCCGUUUCUUACUGUAUAUUAGCUGCUAGCAUGGUGACACUGACUCUGCUUUUCUUUCACUUGCAGCUUUAGCGUAGUCUCAUGGAAACCUUUCCUGAGUGAUGCGUUGCAUUGGCUGUUUGGAUUUUAUGACGUGAUUAUUUCCACUGAUUUUCGGUGGGAUUUACAGUUACCAUAUGGAGCUCAUGAUUUACAGCUAAAUUAGUGAUUGUAAGGAAAAGUUGACUUAAUCAGCAGAAAAUUAGUUUGAUUACAAUUUAAAAAAACAGUUUGGGGAAACCUCUGCCCACCAAUUUAGAAAUGAAACCAUUUGUUAUGAAAAUCACUAUAAAGGGUUUUCUGGCCAAGCUGGCCACCCUCAUGCUUGGAUAAGAUUAUUUGUAUUUCACAUUGGAAAUACAUGUUUGCUGUCUGAUAAGCUGCCAGAUAUUGUGCAUUAAACACUGCUGACAUUGGUGACUGGGAGCUUUAAAACCCAGAACUCUAAUUUUUGAAUGAGACAGCUUAACACAAAAAGCACACUCAAACACUAAGUCCCUUUGCUCAUUUCCUGCUCAGGAAGCAAUCUCACGGUGUAAGUGUAAAGACUGUACAUAGAAACCUUUGUAGAAGUAGCUAUCACUGCAUGCAUUCUUACUCUUUGCUGUUUACGUACUCCCACCUUAUACAUUUCUACUAGGCUUGUCUCAGCGCUAGUCUCUGUUUCCUAACCCUAUUGCCUUGUUAACGCUAAAGUUCUUUUUGAGAAGGACAGCUAAAUAACAUUACUGUUACCCUAUGCCCUCGCUGUUAUUGUAAGUUCCAUCAGCAAAAAAAAGGUUUGAUGUAUCUGACUUUAUUUGUAGCUUUUGUCUAAACUCAUUGGAGGAGACGACUUUAUUCAAUCUGGACCCUCUUCUGUUUCUGUGCUUCAUGUCAGACUGCCUGUGCCAGACAUUGACUGAAAAACCACUCAUGUCUUAAUAUUUUAGUGAAACCUUUUGAUAAAAGGGAUGCACCAUCCUGGCUCUGUGGUGGCUGAGGUUAUCCUGGCUUUGUUUAGCUGUAAAAAGAAUAUGAUAAGGUAUUCAUUAGACACUGUUUAUCAUCAUAGAGCUUUUAUUUUCAUAUAUUUUUUAGUUGGGUCUGUAGUCCCCUUGAGUAUUAAUACUUUGCAACAAUUACAGAUCUUGAUAUUCGCUCUUGAGAAAGUUUAGCAAUAUUUGACUGCUGCAAAAACUGUGAAUCUUGGUGUCCUUUUAGAUGCAGUCCAUGUAUGUGUAAGUCUGUCAGCCGUCUGGCCCAUAGGAAACCCGGCACAUUUAGGUUGUGACUUACAAUUGCUGUGCUGAUUGAUGAACUGUGACACACACGGAAACAAGGUUUUAGUGCCCGGCAGCAUGCCCUGCAGGUACAGACUCUGUUCAAUUAUCCAAAUAGUUUAAAGCUGGAUCUUUGGUUCUGAGUCAAACUGAACACAACUAAGUAAAACCCAUGAAUUCUGCUGAUGUUUUCCCUCAUAAUUGUCCAUUGUUGCUUGUGUGGCUAUUUAAACACCCAUAAAUGCUAGAUGACAGUUGUUGUUUUUUUUGCAAUGAGCAAAGCAGACAGCAUGCCAACUUUAGUACAAUAUGCUAACUUGAGCUGUGGGGUUGUGUUGCCAAAACUAGACAACUGUAUUUGCAAUUGACACAGCUGCAUGAUUCUUACAGAGAGAGCCUACAAGACAGCAACAUGCUAACUUAAGUGUUAGCCAGCUCUCCUCAGCUUGUCUUAUAAAAUCUGUAAAUGCCAGAUAACUAGAUUAUGAUUUUUUUCUAUUAUGCUCUUCUGUCACUUUUUAAAAGUUAUUUGUUUAGAAAAUAUGUAAACACAUCAAGACAUCUACAAAAAAGUACCAGAAACUCAUGGAAUGGAGUUGUACCCUAUGCAUAAUAAAGAAAGGUAGCCUACCAGUUCAAUGCAAGAAAAUAGUAUCACUACGACUGGAAAAGAGUACUGUACUGUUGGGGUACAGCGUCCUAGCAAAAUGAAAAGAAAAAAAAAUGUAAUUAAAGUUUUGGAAAACUCAAAACUAAGAUGGAUCAAAUUUAAUCUUUACAGCAUGGGACAAAUAAAAAACUCACUCAUUCAAGAUCAAGCUGAACAGGGGUUUUUGAAUGUGCUUGUAGCAUAUGGUGUUAGGGUCUGUCCCUACCUGUUACUAGUGCAUGCUCACAGUUGGAAGAAGCUUGGUGUGAAAUAUCGAAGCAGAUCAAAACAACAAAUCUUGCGGAUUUUGCGCCAGAUUUUCCUGUGUAUUAAAGUCUUGGUGUCAUAAAAUAACGGCCAGACAAACCACAAUUAUCAACUUCUCCUCCAUAAUCAACUUUCAAACAGUUGCUAUAAUUCAAUUCAACUUUAUUUAUAUAGCCCAAAUUCACAACAAAAGUCGUCUCGGUGGGCUUUGUAAAGGUAAUUGAAAAAGUUAAACAUAAAAUCAAAAGGAUCAUCAAUACAUAGAAAAUAGAAAUCAAUAGGAAAAUAGACAGACUAAGCUAAACUGGACAUCCCUGCCCUUAGACCCCCCCUUCGCGGUAAGGAAAAACUCCUGAAAAAAAAAAACGGA